AUGAUGGAUAGCCCAUCAAAGCGCCGCAAGAAGAAUGAUGGCUCGAGCAAACCAGUGCGCAAGUUGGACUUCUUCUUCGCCAAACAAACCGCAAAAGCCACGGCUGCCACGACAGAUGCGACACAGAACACAACUGAAGCCAAUCCGCCCCAAGUCAUAGACCCUUCCAAUCUUACGGAUGAAGAGUACGCCAGAAAACUACAAGAAGAGUGGAACAAAGAAGCUCAAGAGCAACCCCCGAAAGAGGACAAGCAGUCUAGGUCCGAUGAACUCUACAGAGACCCCAGCCCAUCAGCAACGACUGGGGUGAAGGGCGGUGAUGCGAAGAAGGCAGAAGAAGCGGGUUCUACUGAAGUUUCGAUACCAAUUGUUGAGUCUGCAGCAUCGAGACAGAAAACACACACUCUCUCGCUACAGUCGACCGCGACCGAGGAGGACACCAUUACCGCCAACAUACCCUUCGAUCAGAGCCCACUCGAGUUCGACCCAUCGAAAUACAUACCAGACCUCCAAAAGCAUUGGACAGCAGACGGUGGCCGAGCAACAUAUGCGCUGUUGACACGAUGUUUCAUCCUAAUCAACAGCACCACGAGUCGUAUUAAAAUAGUAGACACUCUCGUCAACCUUUUACGAACCAUCAUCGAAAGCGAUCCCAAAAGUCUGUUACCUGCCGUUUGGCUAGCAACCAACUCGAUAUCGCCUCCAUACAUUGACCUCGAACUUGGCCUCGGCGGUUCAGCAAUCUCAAAGGCUCUGAAGAAGGUCUGUGGAUUGGACAAUGCAGGUCUGAGAACACUCAACAACAAGUACGGUGACGCAGGAGAUGUGGCAUUUGAAGCAAAGAAGCGCCAGUCGUUUACUUUGCGGAAACCGAAGCCUCUGACAAUCAAGAGUGUGUUCGGUUCUCUGGUCAAGAUUGCCAACAGCAAGGGAAAUGGCAGCGUAGAAGUCAAGCAAAGGAUUGUCGAGAGACUGAUACAAGAUGCACGGGGUGCAGAAGAGAGUCGAUACAUCGUCAGAACGUUGGUGCAGCAUCUGAGAAUAGGUGCAGUCAAGACCACCAUGCUGAUUGCGCUAUCGCGCGCGUUCCUCUUAUCGAAGCCGUCAAAUGCCGAAUUCGAGACUCGCAAUCCGAAAGAUCUUGCCAAACUGAAAAAGGAAGAUCUCGUUGAGAUAUACAGUAGGAACGAAGAGAUCGUUAAAGCAUGCUUCGCCCGGAGACCGAACUACAACGAUAUAAUACCGGCGUUGUUAGAGAUAGGCGUAGGUGACGAGCUGUUGCUGCGAUGCGGUUUGGCAUUACACAUACCGUUGAGGCCUAUGUUGGGCAGUAUUACACGUGAUCUGGGCGAAAUGCUCACCAAGCUACAAGGUCGAGACUUCAGCUGCGAGUACAAGUACGACGGCCAGAGAGCACAGGUACACUGUGAUGAGAAGGGAAAGGUCACGAUCUUCUCAAGACACCUGGAAGUUAUGACAGAUAAGUAUCCGGACCUAGUCGCGCUGGUUCCCAAGAUCAGAGGCGAGGGUGUGUCCAGCUUCAUCCUCGAGGGCGAAGUUGUGGCGGUAGACCGCGAAUCAGGCGAACUGAAGACGUUCCAAACACUUGCCAACCGAGCUCGAAAGGAUGUCAUCAUCGGAUCCGUCACCAUCGACGUCUGCCUUUUCGCCUUCGAUCUGAUGUACCUCAACGGAGAGGAGCUUCUCAACCGCCCAUUUCGAGAGCGGAGAGACAUGCUACGCAGUCUUUUCGUCGAGAUACCCCACAACUUCACCUGGGUCAAGAGCCUAGACGCCACAUCUGCCGAUACUGAAGUUGUAUCCGACUUCUUCAAGAGUGCCUUGGAACUAAAGUGCGAAGGCAUCAUGGUCAAAGUGCUCGACAACCUUCCCGACCCCGAUCUCCUCGACGAGCUAAACGAAGACGGCACACCCUCCCUUCCCCCAACGCCGAAGAAAAAGAAGCCCGCCAAACCCAAAAGCAAGAGCAAAUCAGCACCCAUCCCGGAUCCGGAAGCCGACGAGCCCAAAAAGCCCGGCCGCAGAAAAGCGCUCCUCGCGACCUACGAACCGGACAAGCGUCUCGACUCAUGGCUCAAGGUGAAAAAGGACUACUCCUCGACCUCAGAAACGCUCGACCUCAUCCCCAUCGGCGCCUUCCAUGGCUCCGGGCGCAAAGCCGCCUGGUGGUCCCCAAUUCUACUCGCGAUCCGCAACGCCGAGACGGGCUCGCUCGAAGCCGUGACAAAGUGCAUGUCCGGCUUCACCGACGCCUUCUACAAAGCGAACCGUGCGAAAUACGACCCGGACGACCCGGACAGCACAACGACGCUGCAAGGGAAGCCGCACUACGUCGACUACAACGGCGGCGCGGGUUGGCCGGCUGUCUGGUUCGAGCCUACCGAGGUCUGGGAGGUGGCGUUUGCGGAUCUGACGCUCAGUCCUACGUACACGGCGGCUAUUGGGCUGGUGAGUGAGGAGCGCGGGCUGAGUACCAGGUUUCCGAGGUUCUUGCGUGUGCGCGACGACAAGGGAAUUGAUGAGGCGACGGAGGCCGGUGAGCUGGCUGCUCUGUAUAGGAAGCAAGAGGCACGGCCGGAUAGGCAAGCGGAGGGCAAGGAGGUGGAUGAAGAGGAUGUGGAGUAG
This is a messenger RNA of Ascochyta rabiei, 2646 nucleotides long. RefSeq lists its product as uncharacterized. The transcript has a single exon. Gene Ontology annotation, biological process: mitochondrial DNA repair; DNA recombination; double-strand break repair via alternative nonhomologous end joining. NCBI's taxonomy places the organism in Eukaryota, Fungi, Ascomycota, Dothideomycetes, Pleosporales, Didymellaceae. Gene Ontology annotation, cellular component: DNA ligase III-XRCC1 complex. The record is from RefSeq and is a predicted model, not a curated record. Gene Ontology annotation, molecular function: DNA binding; DNA ligase (ATP) activity; ATP binding. The coding region runs from base 1 to 2646 and encodes 881 amino acids.